Glossina fuscipes is the source of this 1887-nucleotide messenger RNA. RefSeq names its product esterase E4-like. Bases 81 to 1823 code for a protein of 580 amino acids. The record is from RefSeq and is a predicted model, not a curated record. The transcript is spliced from 7 exons. Lineage: Eukaryota; Metazoa; Arthropoda; Insecta; Diptera; Glossinidae.
AAUACAAAAAGGAUUUACAUUAAAAGAAUUAAACAAAAUUAAGAUUUAUCGUCGCCUUAAGCUAAUAAUUAAUAGCAAUAAUGAGCCGUUUACAUGGUUUACUGAUGCUUACAACUUUAAUACCUUGGGUUUCGUGCUUACUUACUGAAUUAUGUGAAAGCCUGGGACAAGUACCAAAAGUUUGUACCGCUCACGCCGGCUGCAUGAUUGGAACGCAUAUGAAAGGCUAUCAGACGGAAAAAUUUGAAGCAUUUCUAGGUAUACCCUUUGCUUUACCGCCUUUGGGAGAAUUACGUUUUAGUAAUCCAAAAACCUUUCCUGCAUGGACGGGCAUAUUAAAUGCUACCGCUGCAAAAGAUGAUUGUAUACAAAAGAAUUAUUUACUACCGGAACCAAUAAUAACUGGUUCUGAAGACUGCUUGUACCUGAAUGUUUAUAGACCGAUGCAACGCUCCAGCGAGAAAUUGCCUGUUAUGGUUUACAUAUAUGGUGGUGGUUGGUUUAGCGGUUCGCCUAAUGCUCUUGUGACUGGCCCUGAGUACUUUAUGGAUAGUCAAGAAGUUAUAUUAGUAACUUUCGGCUAUAGAUUGGGGGCGUUAGGAUUCCUUUCCACUAACGAUGCCAAUAUGCCCGGUAAUUUUGGUUUAAAAGAUCAGUUAUUGGCUUUGAAAUGGGUACAAAAAAACAUAGCUGAUUUUGGUGGUAAUCCAAACUUGGUAACGUUAUUUGGACAAAGUGCUGGCGCCAUAUCAACCCAUAUGCAUAUGUUAAGCAAACAAUCUGAGGGUCUAUUUCAGGCUAUUAUAGCUAUGAGUGGCACUGCCAAUAUGCCUUUCACCAUAACCGAUAAUCCUCUCGAGCAAGCCCGAAAGACUGCUUCGCUUUGCAAUAUUAGCAAUGCUUAUGAGUUAAGUACGACCAAAUUGGUUAAAGCGUUAAGAAACGUUAGUGUGGCAACUUUAUUGAAUGCGGGCGAUGGUCUAAAAUUUUGGCAUGUUCAUCACAUGGUCAACUAUCGGCCAGUUAUUGAGUCUAGCAAAUGGCCGGAAGCUUUUCUAACACAACAUCCCAAGGUUAUACUAAAUAAGGGUAAAUAUAAGCCUGUACCUGUAUUGUUGGGCAGUGUACCGAAUGAAGGAGGUAUAGCAGCAGUACCCAUUAUGGAAAAUAAGGCUUUAAAAAAUUCUUUUAAUAAAAAUUUUACAUCUUUGAUGGAGACAUUCUUGGAAUUUCCCAAACAUUUCACUCGUUCCAAAUUGGACGAGACAAUGUCAUUAAUUAUUGAUGAAUACUUUCAGGGGCAAACUCAACUGAAUGAGAAAACUAAUCAAGGUUUUACCGAUUUAGUUUCUGAACGUGGCUUCCAUCAUCCCUUGUAUGAAACGAUAAAAGCCUAUGUGGAAACUGUAGAUACCGUAAAAUAUCCUUUAUAUUUAUAUAAAUUCAACUAUUCAGGCUUGCAUACAUACGCGACAAUUUUCAACGGUGCUAACACCAGCCGUAAUUAUGGUGUAGUGCACUGUGAUGAUUUAAUUUAUCUGUUUAGAUCGCCUUUGUUAUUCCCUGAUAUUGAUAAAAAUUCUAUCGAUGCUGAAGUUAUAAAAACAAUGGUCGGAAAUUUUGUGCAUUUCGCUAAAUAUAGAAAACCCUUGAAUAUGGCAAAUUGUGAGGUUUGUAAUAUCAAGACAUUUAAUCGUCAACCGGAAACAAUAUGUGACUAUCAACACUUCACUAGUGCGGAACCAGGAUCGUUUGUUGUUAAGACUGAUAACCAAUUUAAUAUUAAACGUAUCAAGCUAUGGCAACAUAUUUUGGACGAAUAAUUUUAAUAGAUUUGUAUUAAUUUCUUCUUAUAAGUAUUUUGUAUUGAUUUUUUUUAUUCUAUUU